AUGCCUGUUGAUAAAAUUUUGGCGCAGAUUAAAGAUAAGCACUAUCUCAAAUGGCCUAGGCAAUUACAUUCAUUACCCAACGUGCGUGAUAAGAAGAAGUAUUGCCAUUUCCACAAGGAUCAUGACCAUUACAUAGAGGAUUACAGAGACUUGAAAAAGCAGAUAGAGGAGCUCAUACGAAAAGGGAAAUUGCAGAGAUUUGUGAAGAAGGGGGAGCACAGCAGGUCCAGGGAUGAUGACAAGGACAAAUGUGAAGCCCCACCAAGGGACGAGGACCGUACGCCUCAACGUCCGCCAAGUGUGAUCGGGGAGAUUAAGACAAUCACAGGCGGACCAUCCAUAGGAGGGUCAUUUAAGUCCCUCAAGAAGUCAUAUAAAAGGCAGGUGAACAACGUCCACAGGAUAUCCCCGAUGAAACAGAGACGAAUGGACAGGGAGAUGUUUUUCUCUGAAGAAGAUGCCAAAGGGGUGAAGCAGCCUCAUGAUGAUCCCUUGGUCAUAAUGUUAACAAUAGAAGGGUUCAACACCAGGAGAAUCCUCGUGGAUAAUGGUAGCUCCACGGAUAUCAUCUACCUUUCUACUUUUCAGCAGCUGAAGAUCCAGGAAGGCUGUCCCCAUUUGACUCCCCCCUCAUCAACUUCAGUGGAGACAGGGUAUAUCCCAAAGGCAUAG
Molecule: messenger RNA, 672 nt
Organism: Quercus lobata
Lineage: Eukaryota; Viridiplantae; Streptophyta; Magnoliopsida; Fagales; Fagaceae
Exons: 1
Coding region: 1-672 (223 amino acids)
Source: RefSeq, a predicted model, not a curated record